Rotaria sp. Silwood1 is the source of this 4113-nucleotide messenger RNA. Lineage: Eukaryota; Metazoa; Rotifera; Eurotatoria; Philodinida; Philodinidae. The record is from the annotation of a GenBank genome assembly.
AUGUUUCAUUUUCAAUAUCAAUCAUCAACGAAUUUUCAAAAAGAUAUUGCUCAACAAAUUUCAUCAUUUGAUUCUAUUGAUUCAAUAAACCAUCAAAUUUUACAAACUGAAAUUAAUUAUUUACAAAAACAAUAUGAUGAAGCGAGUGUUAUUGGUGAUUUUACUCAACAAUUAGCUGCUGAGUACAUUAUUUCAAAUAAACUUCAAAUGAUUGAAUCUUUUCAAGAACAAGACAAAUCACAAAAAGAUAGUCAAAUAGAAAUUCAAAUUUCUUCCACAAUCGAUAAUCAACAAUCAGUUGAAUAUAAAAAAUCUAAAACUUCAAUAAAAUCAUCAACUAUCAAUGAAAAAUCUCUUGAUACAAAUCAAAUUAAUGAACAAAUACAUGAACUUUUGAACAAUUAUGAUACAAUUUUACAAAAACAUAUAAAAAAUGAUCAAGCAGAACUUUCUAAAAUACAAACUGAUAUUGAUCAAAUAGAAAUUCAAACAGAUAAAUUAUCGUCUGCUCAUAUAGAACAAGAAUCAAAUAAAAUAAUGCAUCAACAAACGAUUGAUACUAUUGAAGAUCUUCAACAAUUAAGUAUACUUGUAAAACAAAAAGAUAAAAUUCCUCUCCUAAUUCAUAAUAAUUUAGAAACAUCUCUUGAAAAAUUUCAACAAGAAAAUAAUCGUGAAAAACAAAUUGAUGUACAACUUCAAAUCUUAGAUAAAAUCGAUCAAUUAGAUAAUCAAUUCAUUAAUCAUAAAACAUUAGAAAAUCUUCGUAAACAUCUUCAUGAAGAACAAAAACAACAACAAGGUUCAAUAAUUCUUUCAUCAAAUACACAAAUACAUAGUGAUACUCAUAUUCAAAUUAUACCUGUUCCAACUCAUCUAUCAAAAUCACCAACAAUGACGAUUGUCGAAGAAAAACAAAUUAAAAAUAUUUCACAUCAAACAACAAUCAAACCUACUAUUAGUGAAUUAAUACCAAAGAUUGAUUCAGUCGAACAAACUAAUCUUUCAUUAGUCACAACUAAUGCAAAAGAAUUAUAUCAAGAAUUACAAAAAAUGAAAUAUUCAAUUGAAAUGGUUUUUGAAAAUACUCAACAAGUAUCAGAUAUUGUAGAUGUUAAAGUUCCAUCAAGAAUUUCAUUGCCAAUGAAAAUAGGUGUAGCAAUCGAACAUGAUGAAGAAUAUCACACAACUGAUACUAUUCAUAAAAUUCGUGUACCUAGUCAAAGUCGUUUGCAAUCAAAUUCUAUUAUAGCCAUGAAUAGUUCUUUAUUUCCUAGAAAUAAUAUCGUUGAUACAAAUAAUAUAUCUUCAUCUAAAAUAGUUGAUAUGCCAAAUAAUUCUGAACAUCAAUCAUCACCAUUAACAAUAGUCGGAAAUGUUGAGAAAUAUUCAAUUAUUCAAAGAAAAUCUAAAGAUCGAAAAAUUGCUACCUCAACACAACGAUCUAUUCCUCAAUCGAAACGAGAAUAUGGAGAAGUUUAUAUUCGACAUCGAUUUGUUGAUGUUAACUCACCAAAAUCAAACACUGAUGAACAACGAGCAAAAGAUGAAGAAAAAUUUCGUGAAAAAAUCAAACGAAAAACACGUUUAGUUCAACUUGAAAAAAUAAAACAAGGUAAUACUGUUAUUCAUCACCGAGUAGAUUUAUCAAAACAUGUUUUACUUGUUCCACAACGAGCAACUUAUGAAGAAAAUCUCGAACCAAUACCACCAUUAAUUCAUGUAAAAGAUACAACUAAUUUUUCAUUCAAUGAAAUGAACAUUGCUCCAUUAAAAUCUAAAAGAUCAUUACCACUAGUAUCAGCAUCUGAUACAAAUAAUAAAUCUUUCGAUGUCAAUACAAUUGAUCAUCAGAGACAAAAAUCUGAAAUGAAAUUAUCAUCUUAUUCUACAACUAUUCUUUCUCCUGUUCAAGAAGAAUCAGAAGAAAUUCAGACAUCCGAAGAUAUACCAUUUACUAAUAUAACAAAUAAAAUUAAUGAAUUAAUAACUUUUGAUAAUAAUGAAAAAUUAAAAUCUCUUCAUGAAAUACCUUUAAAUUUGUCGAUUACUGUUCCAUCAGAUAUUAUUCCAUCUAUAGAAGAAACAUUACAACAACAAAUUGAUGAAAAUAAACAAGUUACAGUAUCUUAUUCUUCUUUACUCAAUGAUCUUUCAUCAAGAAUGAGUAUUUCUCAAAGAAAAGAUUCAAUUAUAUCUCAAUCAUCAAAAGGACAAAAAAUUCAUAAACAGAAAUCUUUGAAAAAAAAACGUCAAUCAGUUAUUAUCAAACAAAUUGAAGCUAUUGAACUUGUUCCAACAAUCAACGAUGAAUCUCUUUCUACUCAAGUUUUUAAUAUUGAACAAGAAAAUCAAGAAAUUCAAUCUCCUAUUUCAAUUACAUCCGAAAGUAAAGUUAUCUAUCAUAAAGUUGGGGGUAAAAUGAAGAAGAAAAAGAAAAAGAAAAAGAAAAAAGGUAAAAAAAUCAAACAAACAAAUAUUAAUGAUACAAGAAUAAAAAAGAAAGAGAAAAAGAUUGAAACAAAAUUUCAAGAAGAACCACUAAUAGUAAUUCCACGUAAAGCCGUUCCAUUUAUUUCUGCUACUCAAGACAAACAAAUUGAUGUUGAAGAUGAUCCUGUCAUUAAAUAUAAAAAGAAGAAACGAAAACGUUCAUCGAAAUCUACUCAUAAAUAUUCUCGAUCUCGAUCAUCAAGCAAAAAAGAAAAUAUUCAAAUUGAAUCAAAAUCAAUUAACAAUCAAGAUGCUAUUGCAAUGCAUUUACUUAAUGUAAAACGUUUUACAAUUCCACCUAUAUCUGCUAUUAAUUUUGAUCAAACACGUCAUAAGUAUAAUGAUAAUAUUGAAAUAAAAAAUGAAAAAUUUGAACAAUCACGUUUACAUUUACUUAAACCAAUGAUAAAAAAUUUUGAACUUGAUAAUAAUUUUCAAAAACACAAUAAAGAAAUUCAAAAUAUUGAUGCAUAUGAUCUUGAUAAAGAAUUAUUUGAUUUUAAUAAUGAUACAAAAGAAAUUGAUCAACCAGCUAUGUUUUCAGAAUAUAUUCCUGAAUUUUUUCAAAAACAAGCAGAAGAAAAACAAAUUCGUCGUAUUUCAUUAACAGCAAUAAAAACAGAUGAAGAUUUUAUUAAACGUCUUGCUCCAAGAGUAUCACAUUUAUACAAUGGAUGGCAACCAAGUGAUACAAUAUUUAAAUAUAUUGAUAAAUUAAUUUUAGUUUGUGCACAUACAGAUGAAUUUCAUCCAUUAAAUAAAUAUCUUAUGUCAGAUAUAUCAUAUUAUUUUGAUGAUGACUUCAUUGAUGAAUCAGGUUUAUUUCAAAAUCAAAGAAAUUUAGAUAAAAUGGAAUCUCGAAUUAAACAACCUACUCAACGUUUUCGUGAUGAUUAUAUUGUUAAAGAAUUUUUUCAUUGUUGGAAAGAUUAUACUGUUGAACAAGCUCGUAUAGCUGAAUUAAGACGAAGACGUAUUACAAUUGAUUUUCGUGAAUUUUGGUUUCAAGAUGCUAUUUCUGAUUCAUUCUAUUCUUAUUUUGAACAACCAUUAGAUUAUAUUAAAAAACAAGAUAAUCAUCAUCAAAUGGCAUAUCGUUUACAUAAACGUCUUGUACGUACAGGUCGUGAACAACCAAAAGAAACAAUGAAUAAUAUAAAUCGUUCAUCAUUUUUACCUAUGCUAUUUAAUUUACCAAAAAAUAAUCUUGAUCGACAAAUAUCUCUUAGUCGACGUCGUCAAUUAAUUAAUUAUGAUAAUAAUGAUAAUAAAAAUUAUUUUAUAUCCUUAUCAAAUUUAAUAACACAUAAUGAUGAAAUUUUAUCAUUAAUACGUGAACGUAUUCAUUUUUUAAAUCGUACUAAAACUUAUAUUAAUAUACAUCGUGAUGAAUUAGCUAUUAAAGAGCUUUUAUUAAAUAGUUCAUUAUUACAACGAGGUACAAUUAAAGAUUUAGAUAAAUUAAUUAUUGAUUAUUAUGCAUCUAUUGAACAACAAAAUAUAAAAACUUUAUCAAAAUCUUCAAGUAGUAUUGUUAAAUUACCUAUGUUGAGACCAUCACCACUCAUCUAUAAAUCAAAUUCAAAAUUAUCUCGACAAUCAAUGACUAUUUCACAAUAA